Dromaius novaehollandiae (emu) is the source of this 4287-nucleotide messenger RNA. It is a transcript of the gene NFKBIZ, whose product is annotated as NFKB inhibitor zeta. Gene Ontology annotation, biological process: regulation of gene expression. The transcript has 11 exons. The coding region runs from base 109 to 2301 and encodes 730 amino acids. The record is from RefSeq and is a predicted model, not a curated record. Gene Ontology annotation, molecular function: POU domain binding; DNA binding. NCBI's taxonomy places the organism in Eukaryota, Metazoa, Chordata, Aves, Casuariiformes, Dromaiidae. Gene Ontology annotation, cellular component: nucleus.
ACUCGUUGUCGCCGCUGUUGCCGUGACGCGCCCUCAGCCCUGGCCGUGCCCGCGCCCUUGCCCGCGCCGCCCGCCACCCUCCGCCGCCGCCCGGCGCCCCGCGGCGCCAUGAUCGUGGACAGCAGCCGGGACGCGGCGCCCGACGGCGGCGACGGUGGCGCCCUGAGCAGCCCCAUCAACCUCGCCUACUUCUACGGGGCCUCGCCCCACUCCAGCGAGGGCAGCUGCUCGCCGGCUCACUCGGCCCCGGGUUCGCCGGGCUCCGACUCGGACCUCUCGGUGAGCAGCCGCGGCGGCGGCGGCGGCCGGAGGGACCCCCGGGGCGGCGCCCGCCCCGCGCUGCAAGCAGUUGAUCAACACAUGGGGGGAGGAAAGCAACACAGAGGACCUUUCCAGGGGGUCCGUGUGAAGAACUCGGUGAAAGAACUGCUGUUGCACUUCAGAAGCAGCAAACAGAUGUCCUCGGGCUCUGCUACUGAUGAAUGCAAGACACAAGGAGGAUUGGUGAACUACGAACAGUACACAGCAGAGCUCAAGAGCAUACUUGGCCACGGUGGCAAAAGAAAGGCUCCUGAGCACCUUUCUGAUGGACCGUCUUACAAACGCCAAGCUACUGUUCACCCACACCUUCUGACACCACCCCAGACUCCAACUUCUAUGGACAACAUGGAGGAGACUCAUAAAAAUGAACCAAAGCACGAUAGCAAUUCUGAUCUGCUUCAGAACAUCAUAAACAUUAAGAAUGAGUCAAGCCCUGUUUCUCUGAAUACAGUGCAGGUUAGCUGGUUGCACCCUGUCUCUAACAAUAACUCACCCAGGGAGCAAUAUCAAGACAGCCCAGGAACGCAGGCUUUCUCCCCAUCCCAGAAGUACCAAGCAUUCCAAGAACACACCUCCCAGCAUAUGCUCGAUCCUCCUCAGCAUUACCAGUUUCCUGCGUUGCAGAACCAGGAUUUGUCACAGAACUACACUUCGGAUCCAUCCCUGGAGUACAGGCCCUUCUCUGCCAAUGACCAGUCUCCUGGCUACCCGCAGAAUGCCUUUGAGAGCCGUGAACUGCAGUAUUGUCCAUCACAAAGUUUCUCCUCUCUCUUGAAUGAUUCUGAAGGCUCAGAGAGUAUAUCCACUCCCCUGCAGCCCCUGACCAGUGCUCAUCCACAGGCUGAUGUCAGCACCCAUACUCCAAACUUCAGCUUGGUUCCCAAUAACAUCUGUGGUAGUCUUGACUGCAGUGUCUCUUUGUCUACUUUGAAUGUCUCUUUAUCGCACCAAAACACUGCCAGAAGCACAGCACAGCUGGGCAAGUCAUUUUUUCAAUGGCAAGUGGAGCAGGAGGAAAACAAACUGGCUAAUAUCUCUCAAGAUCAGUUCCUUGCAAAAGAUGUGGAUGGAGACACCUUCCUUCACAUUGCUGUUGCCCAGGGCCGACGAGCGCUCUCCUAUGUUCUUGCAAGGAAGAUGGCUGCCCUGCACAUGCUGGAUAUUAAAGAGCACAAUGGACAGAGUGCCUUCCAGGUGGCUGUGGCUGCCAAUCAGCAUCUCAUUGUGCAGGACUUGGUUAGCUUGGGGGCUCAAGUCAACACCACAGACUGCUGGGGUAGAACACCAUUGCAUGUUUGUGCUGAGAAAGGGCAUGCCCAGGUCCUUCAGGCAAUCCAAAAGGGAGCCAUGGGAAGUAAUCAGUAUGUGGACCUUGAGGCAACAAACUAUGAUGGUUUGACAGCGUUACACUCUGCUGUUCUGGCACAUAAUGCUGUGCUGCAUGAACUGCAAAACAGUCAACCCCCUCACUCUCCAGAGGUUCAGGAGCUUCUGCUGAGAAACAAAAGCCUGGUAGAAACCAUCAAGACUCUAAUACAAAUGGGAGCCACUGUUGAAGCAAAAGAUCGUAAAAGUGGUCGCACAGCUUUACAUCUGGCAGCAGAAGAAGCAAACCUGGAGCUCAUUCGUCUCUUUUUGGAGCUGCCCAACUGUCUCUCUUUUGUUAAUGCAAAGGCUUACAAUGGCAACACAGCACUACAUGUGGCUGCCAGCCUGCAAUAUCGGGUGAGUCAGUUGGAUGCUGUUCGCCUGCUAAUGCGAAAGGGAGCUGAUCCAAGUGCCAGAAACUUGGAGAAUGAGCAGCCAGUUCAUCUGGUUCCUGAUAGCCUUGUAGGAGAACAGGUAAAAAUCAAAAGCAAACAACAAACAAAACAAUCCCCCCCUCAAGCCCCAAAACAGCAAAACAAAUCUUCCACUGCCAUCCCCCAAACAACAAACAAGCCUUAUUCCCCUCAAAGUUCUUUAGGUUUUGAGUUGUAGCUUUUAGAGAGAAGAUUUGGAAAAUGCCAUUUUCUUCGGGAUUUCUUGCAUCUUAUCUGAUCCUGACAUUAAAAACAGACCUGAAAUUACAGGGUUCAUUUAUAGCUCUUAUUUUUUGUCUCAGAGCUUUUUAUUGUCAAACUAGUGUGUAACCUUGCAGCAUAUAGGAGCUGACCUUCCCUCUCUAGUUUGUCCCAGUAUGGCCUGUGAUCAUGUUCUUACUGUUUUUGUAAUAACUAAUGGUAGUUCUUAGGCCUGAAUCACAGAUGAAAGUCCCUGUUUCCUAGAAGCUGUAUAAAUAUAUAACAAAGAUGGCUCUUGACUUAAGCUGAGUGAGUAACUCUGGUUCUUUUAAUUGAUUCUAAUAAUGAAAAAUUAGAUCAAUUUUGGUGCAACUGAACUCAGAAUCUGCCUUAGAUAAAUGAAGGAUGCAGAGUUGGGCCUCUAGGUAUUUCAUGUCUUUUCAGAUAUGCCACACUUUAGGAUGAUGAAUACUUAAUCUUUUGUCUCUUUCUCUUCUCUAGAUAAGACGUAUCCUAAAAGGGAAGGCAAUCCAGCAGAGAGUGUCGCCAUUUUAAACUCUGUGUUUCCUGGAUUUCAGAUAACUUACACUCACUGUCAGUUAGGCAGUCCUAAUGUAUCUGUAAAUAGACCAUUUGCCUGGUGUGGGCAAAUGUUAGUUGUUUCUAUGAAACAAAAGUAUUUUGUUCACUAUCAUAUAGUGGGUUAUAUAAAAAAAAAAAAAAAUCUAAUUCCUCUGAGCAAAUGGGAAUGUUUCAUUCCCAAGUAUGUGGAACCUUUGCCUGGAUACCUGGAUUUCAUAGCUACGGCAGGACUGAUUGUUUUAAACAGUAAAAUGAAUGAAUUCUGGACAAAGACAAUGCUACAGGAAACCUUUUUAGAGAGCUAUUAGAUGACAACAUUGCAGAGCUUUUUGUUUUUAAUCAUACUUAAAUAUUAAGUGUAGGAGAAAUCAAAUAUUUUUGGAGCUGAAAAUUUAUUUAUAUGCUUUGUAGCUUUCUUCUAGUAUCUCAUGCAGGAUUGUAUAGUCAUUGGCAUUAUUGUACAGCUGUAUAGAAUUUACUGAGAGCUUGGAGAAUGAACUGAAAAAGAAACAAGUGCCUUGAACUUAUGAAUUGUGUAUGGAAUUUCAUACUAUGCAAAUCGUGUGAAUUCUGAUUUUUGAAAGACUGAGAACGAAAGGUACAGUCAGGGUUGAUUUUUCCCUGACACUGAUUUGUGUCUGCUUUUGGAGUUGUUAAUGUAACAAAAAGCCUUGCUUCUUCGGGGGAUAAUAUCAGUUUUUACUGUACCCAGUACAGGUUUUUCUUUUGACAGGGCAAUAGAUCGAGGGAGAAGUAUGACUUAAAUUGUGUAUAUAACUGUUAUGCUUUGAAGAAUAUGGUCCUGAUUCAGUGAAAGUGUGUAGCAUGUACUGUACUUUAGAUGCAUGCUGAAAUCUCUUGUUCAUUAUAAUACUUAAAUAUGUGUAAGCCCCACUAGUGUCAGUAGGACACACAUGCAUAAGUAGUUUGCUGAAUUGGGCUCUAGCUAGGAACUUAAGUGUUUCUUCACCUCCUAAGCAGAGUUAGUCCAUUUAUGGUUUUACCUUAUAGGUAUAGUGGAUAGCCAAAAUAAUAUUUGAAGCUAACAUUUUUCUGGUUUUUAAUAACUAUGGCUGUUAAUGCAAAAUGUUUACUAGUGAUGCUGUGUACUUGUGUUCUGUCAGGAAAACUUCCUGUCACUUUCAGAACAAUCCAUGUUGAGCUGUAAUCCAGUAAUGUUCUCUGUAUGGUAUCUUUGCUCUUAAACUGUUUUUGCAUCCUAUGCGGUUCUCUUCUGUAACCAUUUAAUUAGUCUGUACUGUUUUGAAGAAGUAUGUCUUGUAGACAAGCUAAGUGGAAAAAUCUGAUAUACUGAGGCCUAGUUACAACGUGUUUCUUGGAAGGUCUCAUGUAACCUGUUUGAAUAAACAUAUUAAAAUUU